UGUCUGAUCAAUUGUUUUAUUGAUGGUGGUCGAAUGCUAUCCACAAAUGAUUUACCAAAUACUAAACCUAUGACUACAAACAAUCUCACAGAGCAAAUGAAUAAGUCAGUUGAAGGUCAGUGUGUAGGUACUCAACCAAUUAACCAUUUUAUUGAAAGGUUAUAUGGUAUUACUUUAAUACUAGAUAAUAUUAUUAAAGAAAUCUCUUUACAGUUGGUAUUUGAAGCAGUGAUGAUUGAACAAGAAUGUCUUUAUGUUAUACUUCACUCAGUAAAACCUGCAGUUGAAGGAUCAGAUAUAUACUUUUAUGUAAAAAAGAGAAAUAGCGAAUUUAGAUCUCCAUAUACUAUGCGAAGAAUUAGUAUUAAUGACAAAUCAAGCAAAUUACUUCAGCUAAUAUUAAAUGAACUUGCAUUUAAACAUCCUGUUGUGUAG
Molecule: messenger RNA, 435 nt
Organism: Racocetra persica
Lineage: Eukaryota; Fungi; Glomeromycota; Glomeromycetes; Diversisporales; Gigasporaceae
Source: the annotation of a GenBank genome assembly